Daucus carota subsp. sativus is the source of this 2175-nucleotide messenger RNA. RefSeq names its product fatty acyl-CoA reductase 2, chloroplastic. Gene Ontology annotation, biological process: long-chain fatty-acyl-CoA metabolic process; suberin biosynthetic process. Gene Ontology annotation, molecular function: alcohol-forming very long-chain fatty acyl-CoA reductase (NADP+) activity. The transcript is spliced from 9 exons. The coding region runs from base 219 to 2036 and encodes 605 amino acids. The record is from RefSeq and is a predicted model, not a curated record. Gene Ontology annotation, cellular component: intracellular membrane-bounded organelle. Lineage: Eukaryota; Viridiplantae; Streptophyta; Magnoliopsida; Apiales; Apiaceae.
AUCCCAACUUCUUUGUUUAAAGUACAAAAAUAAGGGGGCAAAAAGCUUGUAGAUUCUUGUUUGUUUACUUGUUUUCAUUAUGUUUUUGUAUUUUUUAUUUUGUGAUUAGGAGGUGAUUAGCUAGACUUACCACCUUCCAACCUUUAACCCACCAUAAUCGCACCUGUAAAGGUUUAGUUUGUCUCUAGUUCUCUUCUAAUUUGCCUACCUCUCUUUGAAUGAUGGAAUCUUUAUCGCUAUCUUCCAUCCCGGUUGCACCAAAAGCAUCUACAAGAUUGUCUCAAAUGCAAAGCCGGUGCCUUUUGGCAAAGAGGAAUGGCAUGAUAUAUUGUCAAAGUGGAAAAAAUGUUGUAAAGACGAGUAAGGUUUCAUCUGUUUUGACAGAUAGGUCCACUGUCAUAAGCCCGGAUAAUGGCUCCGCUCUCUUGGAUGCAGCAGGGAGCUUGGUUUUGAAUCCAAAUAGGAACGGCCAGGCUGAGAUUGUCGCAAAGGAUUUGGUGCCUUAUAAUGGAACCCUUAUAGAUGUGCAUGAGAAGGGUAUUGGGAUUGUUAAGUUUCUUCAAGGAAAAGGGCUUCUCAUAACCGGUGCAACUGGAUUCUUGGCAAAAGUUCUUAUAGAGAAGAUACUGCGCACUGUUCCUGAUGUUGGUAAAAUUUAUCUCUUGAUCAAGGCAAAGAAUAAAGAAGCUGCAAAUGAAAGAAUGAAAAAUGAAAUUAUUAACACCGAGCUGUUUAAGUGUCUCAAACAAAAACAUGGAAAAUCCUAUCAAGCUUUCAUGUUGAGCAAGCUUGUUCCUGUUGUUGGGAAUGUUUGUGAAUCUAAUCUAGGUUUAGAUGAUGAUAUGGCAACUGCAAUUAUGCAUGACGUUGACAUAAUCGUGAACUCUGCAGCUAAUACCACUUUCGAUGAGAGAUACGACGUUUCUCUUGACAUAAACACCGGUGGACCUAGUCGUGUUAUGACUCUGGCAAAAAAAUGCACGAAGCUCAAACUCUUCUUGCAAAUCUCCACAGCUUAUGUUAAUGGACAGAGACAAGGAAGAGUCAUGGAAAAACCAUUCUGUGUUGGCGAUAGCAUAGCCAGAGAAAGUCACACAUUUGGAAAACCAGGAACCUCUAAUCUUCCAAAACUGAAUGUCCGAGAUGAAUUAGAGUUCGUCCUGGACCCCAAACAAGGUUUAGAAGGCAAUGCAUUGGCUCAAAACAUGAAGGCUUUGGGAUCAGAGAGAGCAAAAAAGUACGGGUGGCAAGACACUUAUGUAUUUACCAAGGCUAUGGGGGAAAUGCUGAUUGAUAAUCUGAGAGGAGAUAUACCAGUAGUGAUAAUUCGACCCAGUGUCAUCGAAAGUACGUACAAAGAACCAUUUCCUGGUUGGAUGGAAGGAAAUAGGAUGAUGGAUCCAAUUGUUCUGUACUAUGGGAAAGGGCAGCUCACUGGAUUUCUAGUAGACCCCAAUGGAGUACUUGAUGUUGUUCCAGCAGACAUGGUUGUGAAUGCAACCCUGGCAGCAAUGGCGAAACACGGGUCUGCGGCAAAAUCAGAAAGCAACAUAUACCAGAUAGCUUCAUCUGUUGUAAACCCAUUAGUCUUUCAGGACUUGGCUGAGUUGUUGUAUCAACACUUCAACUCCUUGCCCUGUGUUGACAGCAAGGGGAGGCCGAUCCACGUGCCAGCCAUGAAACUCUUCAAGUCUAUGGAUGAUUUCUCUUCUCACCUCUGGAGGGACACGAUCCACAGAAUUGGAUUGACAGACUUGCCCAAUCCUAAUAAGAAAGAUUCUCGGAAACUUGAAAAUAUUUGCAGAAAGUCAGUUGAACAGGCAAAGUACUUGGCAAAAAUAUAUGCUCCAUACUCAUUCUAUGGUGGAAGGUUCGACAACAGCAACACAGAGCGAUUGAUGGCAUGCAUGUCCGAGGAAGAAAAACAGAUAUUCGGGUUUAACGUGGGAAGCAUUGACUGGAAAGAUUAUAUCUCAAAUGUUCAUAUUCCAGGGCUGAGGAGGCAUGUAAUGAAGGAAAGAGGGAUGUGCAGCUAAACAUAUACAUGAAUACAUGAUAACUAUAUAUUAAGCCAUUCUACUACAACUCCUAGGCUUCAGCUCAUAUCUCUUGCACAGGGGAUAAUAUGUUAAUUCCAAAAAAUAAUUCUAAUGAAUUUGUGUUCUUUUCUUUUCU